GUAUUUUCGUAGCAUAAUGGGAAAAGCAAGAACAACUAGAAAGUUUGCGCAAAUGAAGCGCAUGAUCAGCACAAAUGACACUCGAUUAAAAGAGAACCGAGAAAAACAAAAGAAAAAGGAAACAGAAAAAGAAGAAAAGGCUGUUCGCCAUGUUCCCCAAGUAGCUUCAUCCAUGUUCUUUCAAUACAAUUCUGCAUUGGGCCCACCUUAUCAUGUCUUGGUCGAUACUAACUUUAUCAACUUUUCUAUUCAAAACAAGCUUGAACUUGUUAAGUCCAUGAUGGACUGUCUGUAUGCUAAAUCUGUACCUUGUAUCACAGAUUGUGUUUUAGCAGAAUUAGAGAAAUUGGGUCCUAAAUACCGUAUUGCAUUAAAAAUUGCGCGUGACCCUCGUUUUGAGCGUCUUCCUUGUUCUCAUAAGGGUACAUAUGCAGAUGACUGUCUUGUCAACAGAGUCAUGCAACACAAAUGUUACAUUGUAGCUACUUGUGAUCGUGAUUUAAAGCGUCGUAUUCGUAAAAUUCCUGGUAUUCCUAUUAUGUACAUUGCCAACCACAAAUAUGCCAUUGAAAGACUUCCUGAAUUGGGUAUUAAUGAUAAAUAACUCUUGCAUCCUUAUUAGAAUAAAAAAAAAAGCAUUAUGUAAAUA
Gilbertella persicaria is the source of this 649-nucleotide messenger RNA. Its product is annotated as Fcf1-domain-containing protein. NCBI's taxonomy places the organism in Eukaryota, Fungi, Mucoromycota, Mucoromycetes, Mucorales, Choanephoraceae. The coding region runs from base 17 to 604 and encodes 195 amino acids. Gene Ontology annotation, cellular component: small-subunit processome; nucleolus. The record is from RefSeq and is a predicted model, not a curated record. The transcript has 6 exons.